CGUCUUUAUUAGAUGUAAUAUGUUUUUUUCCGUUGCCGGGGAGGGACUCACUAGUGCUCUCAACAAGCUGUCAGACAAUGGAUUUCCAGUUGCAUUGAUACAAAGUGCAUGGCUUGUCUUUUAUGCUGUUGUUGCACUUAGGUGUUAGUUAGAUAGCUGGGCUUUAAUUUUGUGAUCCAAGUCACUUAUCUCAAUGCAUGCGUCUGCAAGAGUAACUGGUGUCCUGGGUUUUCUAGCUAGACGGCUGGCUAUCGUCGAAUUCUUAACCACUUUGUGCAGAAAUCAAGCACUGCAACAUUAGCUGGCAGCACAUCUAGCUAGUCGCUUGCAGGUGCUUGUCCCGGCGCUUACAGUAUUACCUAGCCAGUUUCAUAUUUAGAACGAAAAUAUGGAGUUCCCAUUUGACAUAAACCAUAUUCUUCCUGAGAGAAUCACAGUUCUGGAUCAAAACCUUGCCGCAGGUCGAACAUCACUAGGAAGAUCUGAUCCACAAAUUCAAAUUGCCACUGUUAUUGAUGAACUUGGGAGAGCUUCUGCCAAGGCCCAACAGCUGACCGCUCCGAUCACAAGUGCAUCUAAGCUUCAGAGCAAUAGGCACCAUCUCUACCUGCUGAAGGAAGGAGAAGCCAAUGGAGGGAAAGGCAUGGCGGUGGGAUUUCUGAAGGUUGGCUGCAAGAAGUUAUUUCUGCUUGACCAGCGGGGGGCGCACGUGGAAGCAGAGCCUCUCUGUGUUCUGGACUUUUUUGUGAAAGAAAACUUGCAGAGACAUGGCUAUGGCCUCGAGCUGUUUGAGUUCAUGCUUCAGCACAAAAGAGUGGAGCCUUUGACGAUGGCUUAUGACAGGCCAUCGCCUAAAUUUCUGUCUUUCCUGGAGAAGCAUUUCUGCCUGAAGGAGGGUGUUCCCCAGGUCAACAACUUUGUGGUGUUUGAUGGCUUCUUCCUCAACAGAUCAGCGGCCCAGUUGAGAAAGGUUCCCCCAAAAAAGCCGGACGGAGAGAUCAAGCCCUACUCGCUAAUGGGGAGAGAAGUGGUGCGCGAGGAGCAGAGGGCUCUCCCCUGGCCUUUCGUUCGCCCCGUGGCUCCCCCCCCCUCUCCCCCCUCACGGGCGGUAUCCUCCCCCUGCUCGCGCUCCCUCAGCGUGGGAUCCUCCCCCAGCAGGGGGCCCCCGUGCCCCGCCCCGACACCUGCCCCUGGGGCCUUCAGGGGCCAGACGCCCGACUCCCCUCUGAUCGAGAACUGCAGAGCAAGGCGCACCAGCCAACAGGGCCUGGUUGCCAGGGGCAACCUCUACAGUCGCCACAUCAACAGCAGGGGCUUUGGGCUGCUGUUGGAGAAACGGCAGAGCACCUUCAAACUGCCAGGUUUGAGACCAGUGUUGAAAGACAGAGAAACUGACACAGACACACUGGGACACACAAAUACAGACAGGUUCCAUCCCCUCUCGCUCCCGCCACUGCCCAUACCUCAGAAGGAAAGCCAGACACCCGUGGUGGCCAGGGGACCAGACCCAAGGAUGGGAGUUGAUUCCACACUGCUGGAGAGGGGGCUGAGGGUGGGGGCAGAGCCCUGGCCUUCUGGGAGGCUAGGAAGAGCUGUGCAGCCAGGCCAGAAGGCCCUGUUGGAAGCGGAGAAGAACCAGGGGAGAGGAGGGUGGUCCUGGACGGUUGGGGAGAGCCGGUGUACAGCCCAGUGGGUCAAACAGAAGCAGGAAUACAGGAGCACCCGGCCUUGGUGACAAAGGACAUGAGAGAGAGAGAGCCAGAGAGAGAGCCAGAGAGAGAGCCAGAGAGAGAGCCAGAGAGAGAGCCAGAGAGACAGAGAGAGCCAGAGAGACAGAGAGAGCCAGAGAGACAGAGAGAGCCAGAGAGACAGAGAGAGCGAGGAUAAGGAAGGAAGGGGAUCAACACUGUUUGACGUACUCUUGAUAUCAGUAAAUGUUUAGGCGUGGCAAAUGGAGCCAAACGACUCCCAUAGGUUAACAGGGUGGGAAGCAGCAACAUGGAGAUAAUGGAGCAGUGAAUAAGUAGGCUGACGAGGCGAGUAGGCUUGUAUGGAGUGUGUGUCUGAAUCUGCCACGUGAAGAGUCAGUUGGUUGAAAGGAAGGCGUGGGAUGUGCUAGGAAUUCCUUGGGAAUUUAGCUGACCUCACUUGUUUAAUGCACAUUUUAUGCCACUUUAAUUGUAUUUAUUUUCAAAUAACUUGUGGAUUUGUAAGUGUAUUACUGAAUGUCAAGAAAUUAAAUGGAAAUACAUUUCAGACACUAAAAACAGAAAUGGACUCCCGUAUUUUCCUUGGAUGGCAUUAUGAAUCACGUGCUGGUUAUGUAAAGGAUGUAUCGUAAAUUACAAUGUGAUUGAUUAGUUGGCCUUGAUUAUGGUAAAUUCACAUUUUCUCUCGUCUUACUUCCAUUUGAAUCCUCAGUACCGCCCUCUAAUGGCAGAGUCCUGUAACUGCCGGUCCUCUACAGGUCCAUUAGAGCACUGCACCCUCCCAGACUUGAGAUAAACAUCAUCAAAACAUUUAUGUCCAAUUACGUGUUAAACAUUCACUAACGAGCCCGGUCGUUAACAUUCUUCCUUUGAGAUCUUUGACGACACCAUUUCACCACUCAUCUGUUCACCGUUUUAGACAUUGUUUGGACCAAACAGAUUGUACGUUGGAGCACUGGCAUGAUAAACAUUCAUGUCAAGUAUAAACAUGAUGCACUGUUUGGUCAACUUUUAAUGAAAUGUUAAGACAUGCGACCCCUUAAUACAUACGCCAAUAAGACAGACGGUUAUCCUUAACCAGCUUACUGAUUCAUUUCUGUAUGUUUGCUUAGGAGUGGUGGUCCACAAUGCAUAUAGCACACCCAGUCCUUGCGGAUUUGUACUCAAGGAUGGACGUAUCCUAGCAACCCUCUUAAGGCCAGGGGGUUAAACAGCCGUGGACAGAGAUGUACCAACUUAAUGUACGACUGGGAUGCUGCAAAGGUUAUUACCUUUCAGAAAUACUCAAAAUCAACAAAGGUUCUGGGUUGCAAAAGACCUCCCAUGUAUAUAUAAAAAUUGUAUUUAUUUUGAUAUCUCCAUCAAGUUUAACUUGGAACAAUACAAACAACAUUAGACACCACGAGUUCCAUACAUGGAGUUUUACUUGAGGUGUGGUGUUGGCUUCAAUCUCUUUCCCCACCUUUUUACGAGGAUGUUUUACAUUAUCAGUUGGCAAGAGCAUAAGGUUCUACGCAAGAUGCAGGCUGAGGAGAACAGAAACAAAUGAUUUAAAAUCUGUUUGUUACAACAACAAGUGUGACAAUCCUGGGCAAAUUGCUGUCACCCACACUGUAAUCUGGUACGUGGUGGCACCAGUAUCCUCUCCAUGAAAGUCCCAAAAACGCUGGAAUCUCUUUCCAAGAAAGUGUUUUGUUGAUAGUCCUCUCAGGUUACUUCCUUUAGCUAGUCACGUCCACAAGCGUGAGUUUGUAUUCACUCACCCAUACUACAUAAGUAACUCACAAAGUGCUUUGACCUUUAUCUAGUGCUUGUUCUCGUCUGACGUGUUUUUCCUUUUAGUCAGCUAAGGAAAUUCCUCAUGUGCUCAAUGGACCAUGGGAACUCUAACUACAGUACUCACUGACGCCAAAAGCGAGGGUGUUAGAUGAUUAAAACAUGCUCGGAAUAUUUUCAUUGGUCCCACCGACAGAUUCAAGUAACAGUCUUGAGCUCCCGCUUCGUCAACCUCUGUUUGAACAUGCAUGUCGGCCUCCCGUUUACCCCUGAUUUUUAAUGACUACUUUUAGAAACCAUUGUCCAUACCCUCCCCCAGUGCCCUGUUCUGUACUGCAUCCAUUCCGCCUGUGGCCCAGAUUACCUAGGAUAAGCUAAGCCGGUGCACUACUUAUUUCCUGUAGGGAAAUUAGUAGAAACCAAAAUAACCUAUAAAUUUUUUU
Molecule: messenger RNA, 3928 nt
Organism: Hypomesus transpacificus
Lineage: Eukaryota; Metazoa; Chordata; Actinopteri; Osmeriformes; Osmeridae
Gene: atat1
Product: alpha tubulin acetyltransferase 1
Exons: 12
Coding region: 389-1735 (448 amino acids)
Biological process (GO): alpha-tubulin acetylation
Cellular component (GO): microtubule
Molecular function (GO): tubulin N-acetyltransferase activity
Source: RefSeq, a predicted model, not a curated record